CGGUUCCUGCGCAGCGCUCCGCAUUGGAGCUCCUUUUGUCCAAGGCUGAAGCCCGGAGCCUCGGGCAAGCCGCUACCGGUCACUGCUCGGUGGUAGUGGCCGAGAGCCGAGCAUCCCUUCUCAGGGGAUGGUGCGGCUCACUACUGUGGCUGCCCCCAGCGAGCAGAGAGUCAGGGAGAACGUCCCUAAGGAUACCCGCGAGCCCUCCAGGAGGCUCGAGGCGGCUCUGCAAGGAGCGCACGGGCGGAGCUGGAGUAGGAGGGGGAAGGUUUGAGGGGGAAGGGAGGGGGGAAGCAGGAUGGGCGAUUGGCCGGCACCAGCACGUGACCGUGGCUUGCAAGGCCACACGUGCUAUCGGCCUCCCGGGUUGCAGACGGGCUCCGAGAGCCCGGCAGUUGGUGUGUGCGCGCGCGCGCCUGGGAAUGUGAGUCUGUGUGUGAGGGAGCACGAGCGCCCACGUCUGUCUGUGCGCUGAGCGCUGCUGCUUGCUUUCUCCGUCGUAGCCGCUGUCUGCUAGAGCGUUUGCACUUCUACCGAGCAUCUGGUUCAGCAUGCAAGAAGAAGCAAGGAGUGAGAAAAAGCAGAACUAAUGGGCCAUAAGGAUGUAAGCGUGUUUGAAGGCUGCCUUACAUACCACUCCAGGAAAGAAUCAUGAAUAAACUGGAGGACAAGCAGGACCAGAUGAUACCAUGAAGAGAAGUUUACAGGUCCUCUAUUGCCAACUGUUUAGUGUUCUCUUGAUCUUGGCACUGACAGAAGAGCUGGUAUUUGCCACCCAGGAACCGUCUCCCAGGGAGUCACAUCAGAACCCCCAGAUGGACACUACCCCUGUUGUUAUGGCGACAGUGCCCCCUAGUUCCACCAAUCACCAUGCCACAGCACUUUCCCCCACCACUGUGGUGGUGACAGCUCCCCAGACCGAUGGACGCCGCCUGACAGAUGCUGCCCCAACUACUGUGGCAAAGAAACCCCCCCAUUCCAAGAAACACUCCCUAACAAACAGCACUUCUGCUACCAUGGUGACAACAACCCGCCGCCCACCACGGCCACCAGGUUCUUCGAGGAAGGCUCGCCCUUUCCCGCCUGCGGCCGGUGGCGGUGCUGGCCGGAAGGAGACUCAGCGGGCACGCAACCAGAGUGCCCUCCACCUGGGGCAGACACGUCCUCUUGGGAAAAUCUUUCAGAUUUACAAAGGCAAUUUCACAGGGCGCCCAGAGCCUGGUUCCCAGACAGAGCCCCAUCCCUCGACUCCCACCUCGAGAAAUCCAUCCUACUCCUCUGAGUCUCUACGGCCCCAGGUCAUGACUGCUACUACAGAGCCUGCUGGCAUCGUGUGGGCACCGUCUAUGGACUCUCCACAUGGAGACACAAUGCCAGGCGUCAGGCAGGCAGAACGAGAGAGCAGCCAUGGAAGGGAGCCCGAUGCCACAGUCAUGGCCCCAGGCAUGGCCACGGAGCCCCACCCUGAUCCAGAAACCACAACAGUGCCUUCUCAGCCCCCGCACAGUGACCUGUCACAGGAUGUCCCAAGUCUCAGCGACUCCUGGCUCUCCCUGACCCCAGGAACCAGCGUACCUUUGUUUGCCAACCCUGGGGUCUCAACAGCCCCAGGGGGCUCCGUCCAGGCUGCCUUUAAUGUCACUGUUUCAUCCCCGGUGGUGGGGAGCCCUCAGGGAGCUUCUUCUACAACCCAGCAGGCCCUGGCCAGCCCUGAUCUGCUCUCCAGCAGCACCCUUUCUACCAGGAGCCCUGAACUACUAUCCAGCGUCCUCUCCUCCAAAAACCCGAACCUGCUGCACAGCAGCACCCUUUCUACCAGGAUCCCCAAGCUACUGUCCAGCAGCCUUUCCUCCAAGAAUCCCAGCCUACUAUCCAGUAGCACUGUCUCUGCUCAGAGCCUAACCUUGCUCUCCAACAUCACUUUCUCCAUCAAGAGCACUACUGUCUUCUCCAGCAGUACCCUACCCACCGGGAGCCCCACCAUCCUCUCCAGGGUCACCCUCCCCCCAAAAAGCCCUACUCUGCCCUCUAAAGCCACCCUCCCCCCCAAGAAUCCCACCUUGCUCUCCAGCAUCACUCUCCCACCCAAGGGCCCCACUCUGCCUCUCAGCAGCACCCUCUCCAUCAGGAGCCCCACUCUACCCUCUAGGAGCACCCUCCCUUCCAGGAGUCCCACCCUGCUCUCUAGUAGCACCCUCGCUCCCAGGAGCUCCACUUUGCCCUCCAAAAGCACCCUCCCUUCCAGGAGUCCCACCCUGCUCUCCAGCAGCACCCUCACCCCCAGGAGCCCCACUUUGCCCUCCAAAAGCACCCUCCCUCCCAAGAGACCCACUCUGCUUUCCAGAAGCACCUUGCCCCCAAAGAAGCCUCCCCUGCUUUCCAGUAGCACCCUCGCCCCCAAGAACUCCACCCUGCUCUCUAACAUCACCCUCCCCCCAAGGAGUCCCACCCUGCUCCCCAGCAGCACCCUGCCCCCCGGGAGCACCACUUCUUUCUCCAGCAGUCCCCUUCCUACUGAUGAAGGGGAUUCGAUCACACUCACGGUUGCUAGCAGAGUAUACAGUCCCCUCUCUACAGUGGGUUCCACUGCUACUGGAAACUUCCUAAACAGACUGGUCCCAGCGGGAACCUGGAAGCCUGGCAUGCCGGGAAACAUCUCACAUGUGACCGAGGGGGACAAGCCCCAGCACAGAACCACCAUCUGCCUGAGCAAGAUGGACAUUGUCUGGGUGAUCUUGGCCAUCAGUGUGCCCAUAUCUUCCUGUUCGGUCUUGCUGACAGUGUGUUGCAUGAGGAGGAAGAAGAAAACAUCAAACCCAGAAAACAACCUGAGUUAUUGGAACAAUGCUAUCACCAUGGACUACUUCAACAGGCAUGCUGUGGAGCUGCCCAGAGAGAUCCAGUCUCUGGAAACUUCCGAGGACCAGCUCUCGGAGCCCCGCUCUCCAGCCAAUGGAGAUUACAGAGGCAGUGGGAUGGUACUUGUAAACCCCUUCUGUCAAGAAACACUGUUUGUAGGAAACGACCAAGUGUCUGAGAUCUAACCUGCACCAUCCUGCUCGCGCUACAAUUCUGGGCUUUCUGUCUCUAAAUUAUAAAUACAUAUAUAUAUUAUAAAUAUAACCUUUGUGUAACUAUGACUUAAUGAGAAACAUUUUCAGCUUUUUUUCCUAAGAAUUGUCAACAUCUUUUUUAUAAGUGUGGUUGGAAAGCAAACUUUUCAGAAUGACCUGUGGCUUUAUAAAAUAAAGGUAUUUCUAAGCAAAAUGGUCAUGCCGAUUGCUUCUCUUGAUAUCUGUCUGCAGGGUUACGUGAUGGAAAUAAUUCUCACGAGACCCCAAGUCAUGUAAGUUGUCCCCAGCCUCCAGCGGGGUCUUCAGCCUGGGUCUGAUUUAGCCACACUCCGACUAUAGCCAACUGUAUUGCCUCAGUUUUGUCCAUAGAAGCCAACCACGCUAAUCUGAACCUGUUCCCAUUUCUCCUAAUGUUCCUCCCAUGCCCCAGAGAAGGAAUCGAGGCCAUUUGGGUAGAAAGGGUGACCAGAUUCACAAAGCUGGAGGUGGAGGGAGGUGAGAAAGGCCCUCGGGUCAUAAAAUUUGAACAAAAAUGGACCCUAGAAGUUAGCAGUCCCAACUCUGUCACUUUAUAGAUGAGGGUCCUGAGGCCCAGAGUCAGUGAAUGAUUUACCCAAGGUCUUAUAGUCAUUGGCAGAGCUAGAACCCAGGACCUCUGACCAUUAGAUCCAAUUCCCUUUAUACUACAUUGGGCUGCCUCCCAGUAACCAACUCAGAGCUAUUCCUCAAGGGCAGCUAGCUGUCCAGACCACUCUGUAACUCAAGUAGCUCCCAUUGGCAAUUAAGCAAAAUUCCAUCUAAACUCUUGGAAUCUGAUCAAGGAAGUAUAAAUGGAUCUCUUCAGGUCAAUUCAGCUUAUAAGAAAUUCACAAGACAAAUCACAUGACAGAAUAUGCCAUAAUGGGGGAAAAGUAGGUUUGGAACCCAAAGACCUGGAUUCAAGUUCAAUUCUUCCACUUAAUGCCUGCAACCCUGGAUAAGUUACUUAAUCUCUCUGGGUCUCAGUCUUCCCCAUCUAUAAAAUAAGAGAUUUACAUUAGUUUGCAUCAAGGGCUCUUUCAGCCAUAAAUUCUGUGACAAUACCAAAUGCCAUAGAACAGUGUGAUGGAAAUGAUUUUUGGUGGACAUAAAAACAUUUUAUCUUUUAGCUACUUCUCCCAUUAGUAACUUUUAGUUGGGAGGAAAAUUAUUUUAGUGUUGCAGUCCAACUUUGAAGAAGGGAAAGUCACUUGCUGUCCCCAAAAGAAUAUUUGAGUCAUGGUUGGUAUUCAAAUAUUGUGUAGACUUUUUUUAAUCAUUAAAAAGGCAAAUAUUGGCACAUGACUACUCUUAUAAUCCUUCCUCCUCCUAGAAUCCUAAAAAGAAUCAAAUUUCCAAAGCAAAUCAUUUAGGAGAAAAAUGUCAAGUAAAUUUCUACUACACACUUCAGAAUGAGCCACCACAAGCCCAAGUCACUAUCCUUCCUAGUUUUUCCCAGGAAUCCCAGGUUCUUUUCCAUCUAGAACCUUGGACAAUGUUAGCUGCUGGUGAGAUCCCACCACCACAAUUCUCCACAUAGCUAUCAGGCAAUCAGUGACUUGACAAGGGCUCCUAAGGAGAACUGGCUUUCCUUUCCUUUGCUAAUCAUCUAGAUCAUUAGGAAGUGGUAUUUUGACCUUCUAACAAACAAUGGGUAUAUGGCUAGACAAGAGAGGACUCCAAGAUCCCUCUCAGCUUUAAGAUUCUGUGACCCAGAAGAUUUUCUUUGAGUUUAAAUUAAGUGAAGCUUUUGGGUGGGGGAAGAUUCUAUUAAAGAAAUUCAAUCACUGGAUUGGAGUUUAUCAUUUGAUAAAUGAUUUUUUAAAUAGAAUUAGAAUAUAUUUUAAAUAUAAGUGUAUUAGCAAUUUGGUGAGGGAAUUCAACAUCUGUUUGUGUCAUUGCAUUAGGCUUUGUAUCAUGAUUUAUUUUCUCUUUCCUCUCCUGUUUCCUUUGAAGAAAAAAUGGCCCUUGGUGUGUGUGUCUUUGCUGUUGUAUGAGCCUACCUGUGUGAGUUUCUUUGUUGCCUCUACUCUACAGACUUUACCUUAUCCACUAGGGGCACUGUGGCUUAGGGAACCAUUAUUACCUGUCUCUACUGUUGUUGUGUUUUGUUUCUUGUUUUUAACCUAAACAGAGCAUUUAUGUUAGCCUACUGUGCUUAGCAUACCAAUGUGUGUAUAUAUAUAGAGAUACAUAUGUAAAGCAAAUCUAUAUAUAAUAUAUGUAAUCAAAGAUGCAUAUGUUAUAUAUAUAUGAACGUAUAACCUAUUUUUCUUGAUCUAUAAUAUUCAGCUACCAUGUAUAUACAAAUAAAUGUAUUUUAUUAGCCAGAGGCUUAAGUUCCUAA
Molecule: messenger RNA, 5439 nt
Organism: Monodelphis domestica (gray short-tailed opossum)
Lineage: Eukaryota; Metazoa; Chordata; Mammalia; Didelphimorphia; Didelphidae
Gene: TMEM108
Product: transmembrane protein 108
Biological process (GO): dendrite extension; retrograde axonal transport; postsynaptic density organization
Cellular component (GO): postsynaptic density; axon; early endosome
Source: RefSeq, a predicted model, not a curated record